AUGAAGGCCACGAAGCUCAUCUCCGCCCUGUCAGCACUCGCCCUAGUGCAGGCACAGCAACUCGACAAGCCAGCCCUAAGCGACGACCUCGACUACCUGAAGGAGGGCAACACCAACGCCCUGCCCAUCCGCACCUCCACCAUCUCGCAAUGGCCCGCCGGCUCCAUCCCCAAGGACUGCAAGGAGCUCGCCGAGGGCGAGGACCACUCCGCCUCCGACAUUGAGGUCUACGAGGUCAAGUACUCCGACUGCGGCGACGCGUGGCUCUUCUGCCGCCACAAGGAGGUCGAGGUCGACAUCGAAAAGGCCGCUGAGACUUUCUCGCGUGUGCCCCUUCGCAUGCGCGACUGGGUCCGCCAGGUCCUGCUCUUCCCGGGUUCGAACUCGGCGUUUGCGAUCAAUGGUAAUGUCGCUUUCAUCGGUACGACCGCUGAGAACGUCGAUGUCAUGCUCCAUGAGACCGGGCAUGGUGUUGACGGCUUUGCUGCCUUUGGCGAGAACCUUAGCUCAAGCGAGGGCUUCCUCGACGCGUACGAUAGCGACACCCACGUCCCCGACAACUACGCGCGCUCCAGCCAGGCCGAGAACGUCGCGCAGAACAUCGUCGUCGCCGUCUACGACUCCAACGUCGAGGGCGGCUUCCCCGGCGCCCAGCCCAACUCCGACGCCAUCUCGCACCAGUACGAGUACAUCAAGAAGCUCGGCGGCGAUGCCCUCAAGCCCGCUGGCCCUGGUGAGACGUGCGACCGCCACCUCGAGAACUCCGAGACGGUCCAGAUCGACUCUGCCGGUGAUGUCUCGAAUGUUAGCUCUAGCACUUCUUCUGCUACGCCGACUUCGUCUGCUACUCCUUCUUCCUCUGCUACGCCUUCGUCGUCUGCUUCGGCUUCGCCUACCCCCAGCUCGUCUUCGGGCCAGUCGGUGGUUUUCCGUCGCGCUUACAAGCCUAACAGCGUCUUCCGCCGCGAGUACCCCAACAUUGUCCGCGACUUUGAGCCUUUCGAGUUCCGUGAGACUUUUUAA
Messenger RNA from Aspergillus puulaauensis, 1023 nucleotides. RefSeq lists its product as uncharacterized. Bases 1 to 1023 code for a protein of 340 amino acids. Lineage: Eukaryota; Fungi; Ascomycota; Eurotiomycetes; Eurotiales; Aspergillaceae. The transcript is spliced from 2 exons. The record is from RefSeq and is a predicted model, not a curated record.